Caenorhabditis angaria is the source of this 429-nucleotide messenger RNA. Lineage: Eukaryota; Metazoa; Nematoda; Chromadorea; Rhabditida; Rhabditidae. The record is from the annotation of a GenBank genome assembly.
AUGUUGUCUGUUCCACUUGUGAUAACUCUGAUCACAAAUCUAUUUUAUUCUUCGAAAAAUUUAAAUCAAGAUCAAAUCAGGCAUAUCGCUUGGAAUCUUCUGAAUCAAGCUGAGGAAUUUUAUCUAACUCAAAACAAAAUAGGUUUUGGAAAUUUGUUAGCAGAAGAUAUGAUUUUCGAUUAUUGUGGAACAAUCCACAAUAAAUCUGAGAAUAUCCAAAAUAUGCCAACUGAAAUCUCAUCUUGGACCGCACAUUUUAUAAAUGGAACUUUUGAUGGGAAAAAUCUUGUGUAUUAUAUUGAACAAAGAAAAUUUUGUCCAAUAGUAAAACACAAUUUGACAAUUCCAUAUAUUCAUAAAGCAAAGAGAUUGAAAAGCGGAAAAUUUCUGUGGACUUUCAAAAAAAUCUUGAUAACUUGUGAGAAUUGA